AUGCAUUGUGCCUACUUUCUUGGCGGUAAGAUGGUAGUUGGUAGCCCCCCCCCCGGUACCGAAAACUCCCAGCUACCUGACUUACGGGACCGGUGGUAAUAGGGGCUAAACGGGUGGGGCAAAUGAGUGGAGGCGUAAAUGGCGCUUGUGGGGAAUGCCUGGAAUUGACGAUCCUGAUAAAGUGAAAACCUAAUUUAAAGAAGGUGAAAAAUACAAGGAAGGUAAACACUUCGGAUCUGACUGACGUAUGAGACGCCUUGCUGUUGUAGUCUGAACCCAAGAGGUAGUAAGUGCGCGAUGUCGUAGGUGAAGUGCGCCCAGUUCAAACCCAGCAAUGUCGAAGCGCCCGGGGGGGUGCCGUAGUGCCUUAAACUGGAAGUGCAGGAAAGGAUCGCUAACUGGCCAUGGCGGUGUUAACAAGGCGUCACAGUUUUCAGCCAAACCCCUGCGACCAAAUACAACCGGGCUGUUCGUAAAGGCGGGGGGUGGAGGGCAACACUCUAUCAAUACGACUGAUGCACUGGAUGGAGUAUCGGUAGACACCCUAACUGAGCGUCAGUUGUCCUUUCGUACACGAUCGCACCGGACUCUAUUGGAGGUCUGGAGUAAAAAGACCCAAGGAUGCAGGCAAACCGACGAAACGGAGACCCGCGCCAAUCCGCCUAGGAUAGUGCCUAUGCAAUUAAUCUGAUGCAGGUAAUACUGUGCGCACAUGCAACUAGAAGCAUAAUGGGAAGCAUGAUGAAUUAUAAUCCGUUUAGGAUAAAUCUUUCGCCUUUUACUAAAGAGUUCCGUGUGGGGGUGCAAUACAAUGAGUCCAUAUAGACAGUCUUGCAGCGCCUCGUUCUCGGGGCGGUUAAAGUAAAGAAGAAAGUCAUCCUGACAGGGCCUCUGUGCGUGCACUCCCCAGACAUAAUGAGAACGUUAUCACACAUACCGAAAUCGAGCCAGUAGGUACAAUUGUAGAAUCAGUGGACAGGGCUACCAACUACCAUCCUGCCUUCUUGGCAUUAGUACGCGAGUCCGACCCCAAGGCAAACGGAACGCUCUGAUUCUGUCCUUUGGUUACUGAAUGCUUGUUCUACCGUAUGAACACGGUGGUGUUUGUGGUAUCUUUCAGUUACCUCAUAGAUGCGAAUAGAAAUUAUGCUUACUUCAUAGUAAGGGUAACUUGAGAGUGGUGGAGUGAAGCUCCAUCGUGUUAAGUUGGUCGUUCUAUUUGGUGGUACUACAAGACAGCGGACGUCAACCGCUAUUGUCUCGUACGUCACGAAGCUGGUUGCGACUACGAAAGCUCGUCUUUCACCUGGAAGUGGAAAAACACAUCAACAUUGACUAGAAGCCCGCAUGGUAGGGAGUAGGAAAUGUCUCAUAAAACAAUUUAAUGAGUCAAGGUUUUGACAGUGUGAUCGUUCGACUUCUAGGUCGCCGUGACCUUUUUCUCAAGGUAAUGAAAUUAGUCAAGUAAAUGUAAAAACUAAUAAAUUCUUCGGACUAUGAUGGGACUCUUAUAAGGUUUUACUGGCAUUGAUGAUGAUGAUGAUGAUGAUGAUGAUGAUGAUGAUGAUGAUGAUGAUGAUGAUGAUGAUGAUGAUGAUGAUGAUGAUGAUGAUGAUGAUGAUGAUGAUGAUGAUGAUGAUGAUGAUGAUGAUGAUGAUGAUGAUGACAACCGCGGGAUGAUAAAGGCGCUUAAUGGUAAUGGUGGCUGUAUUAGCGACGCUUUGUUUGGUUAUUUUGAGCUUUAA
Spirometra erinaceieuropaei is the source of this 1745-nucleotide messenger RNA. NCBI's taxonomy places the organism in Eukaryota, Metazoa, Platyhelminthes, Cestoda, Diphyllobothriidea, Diphyllobothriidae. The record is from the annotation of a GenBank genome assembly.